Molecule: messenger RNA, 536 nt
Organism: Ornithodoros turicata
Lineage: Eukaryota; Metazoa; Arthropoda; Arachnida; Ixodida; Argasidae
Gene: Spase12
Product: signal peptidase complex subunit 1-like
Exons: 4
Coding region: 109-411 (100 amino acids)
Biological process (GO): protein targeting to ER
Cellular component (GO): signal peptidase complex; endoplasmic reticulum membrane
Source: RefSeq, a predicted model, not a curated record
AAGCUGCGGACCUGUCGAAGACCGGGCUCGCUGCUGAUGUGAAUGUUUACGUGUUGGUUUGGAGGAACUUGAUAACGAAGAACUAGCUUCCUCUAAGUUUGAUUGAUCAUGAUUGAAAUACCGUUCCUAAAAUCUCUUCCUAGUCAUAUGGACUUUGAAGGCCAGAGGAGAGCAGAGAAAAUUUUUCAGAUAGUCACAAUCACAUUUGCUGUCAUUGGUCUGAUCUGGGGUUAUGCAGUACAGCAAUUCUCCUACACAGUGAUCACGCUUGGAGCUGGCUUCGUGUUGUCGUGCUUGCUUACACUUCCGCCAUGGCCAUUCUACCGACGGAAGCCUCUGGCAUGGCAGAAAGUGCGGGAAGAAAGCGCCUCCUCUUCAAAGCCAUCCUCGACGAAGAAAAAGACCAAGUGAUGGAACACAUGUAUGCGCGCAGAGCCUAAUAUUUAAACAGCUCAGUCGUUGGCUGCUUGCUGACUGAGCAAACAUUUCAUUUUUCACGCCUUGUUAUUAAAGUGGUGGGUUAUUUGCAAACGAAA